Messenger RNA from Sporothrix brasiliensis 5110, 618 nucleotides. RefSeq names its product vivid protein. Gene Ontology annotation, cellular component: nucleus. The transcript has 2 exons. NCBI's taxonomy places the organism in Eukaryota, Fungi, Ascomycota, Sordariomycetes, Ophiostomatales, Ophiostomataceae. The record is from RefSeq and is a predicted model, not a curated record. Bases 1 to 618 code for a protein of 205 amino acids.
AUGGUGAUGGCGCUGGCGCCUGCGACGCUUGAGCGUGAGACGAGCGCUCAGGAUGCCGUCGACCAAGAGCCCGCCUUGGCCUACGACUCCAACCUCUUCUUCUUCCCAGGGAUGUACUGUCCCAGCGGCUUUGAUCUCAUGAAGAUUUUGUACUGCGUCGUGGCGCGCCCGCAUCCCGCCAUCGACCUCGGCCCCGUCGACGCCUCCUGCCCCAUUGUCCUCUGCGACCUCUACCUGCCGGACACACCCAUCGUCUAUGCCUCCCACUCGUUUCUCGCCCUCACCGGCUACAGUCUGGACGAGGUGCUCGGCCGCAACUGUCGCUUCCUGCAGUGGCCGGGCACGGUGCAGGAGCCGACCGUCCCGCCCUCGGCGCCGUCGACGCCCAGUCCAUAUGUGCAGCCGGCCGUGCGCCAGCUGCUGCACCAGUCGGUCAAGCACAACCGCGAGGUGCAGCUCGAAGUCACCAAUUUCCGCAAGGACGGCUCGGCGUUUGUGAAUUUCCUGUCGGUGGUGCCCAUAUACUGGGACGACGGCGGCGACGGUGACCGAAAUCGACAUCCAAGGAGGCACCGCUACUCUGUCGGCUUCCUCUGUGACAAAACUGCCAUGGAAUAG